Molecule: messenger RNA, 2791 nt
Organism: Paramuricea clavata
Lineage: Eukaryota; Metazoa; Cnidaria; Anthozoa; Malacalcyonacea; Plexauridae
Source: the annotation of a GenBank genome assembly
AUAAAAAUUACAAUAGUCUGUGCAUGUUUAUUCUCUUUAGACCCAGACGACCUACGCUAGUAAAUCUAUCAACUAUCUUCGAAAAAAUACAACCAUUCCCCAACCGGCCGAAGGUGUGGCGAAACUCCUUAAAGAUAACAUGGUUGUGCCAUGGAGUGAAAUCAAUGGUACACAAGUGGUGAUGAUCACGAAUGAUAAGGAUUACACAUUUUCUGGCACAAUUGAGAAGGAUGGUACGAAUUUUAUGGGUCUUAUCGUGUUCUCAAUUCUGCUUGGUGUGGUUCUAAGAAAGUUGGGGGAAGAUGGCCGUCCAUUGUUGGACUUUUGCAGAUCUUGGAUGCAUGUUGUUAUGAUGUUAGUGACUUGGAUUAUGCGGUAAGUCUAUGUAGUCUUAUGUGCAUGAAUGACUCUUUUGGUAUUGACAUAUUUUUGAAGCUCCACUAUAUCGCUUUGAAUGCCCAACCUCGUACCCAGGGUCUUUCCUCUUGUGGAGAAAAACCCUGGUAGACGCUGGUCACGUGAUCUGCUAAAAUCUAGCAAAUUUCUAAUUAACUACAAAAAGAAAAUUAUAAAUUAAACUAUAAUCUUCAUACUCUGCUCAAUAGGUGCGGUACUUUAACCUUCAUUAAUUCUAGUUUCCAUUCAACUGUAUGGUUACGGCGUUCAAUACAGUUCAAGUGGAAAAACACGGUUUUAGUAGGUUGGUUUCCCUUUAAAAGGCUAAAGCGUGUUGUAUCGGUAAGAGGGCCUUCGUCUGGAACCAUGCAAAACCUGAUUGUUUUUUGAACAUACAGUGGGAUUUGGAGAACUGCCAAAAGUUUCACUAUCAUAAAGCGCAUUUGAAUAGUUUUACAUAAUCAAGUUUUGGUUAAUUCUCUUUCUCCUCCGCAUACAGUAUACAGCCACCUUAAGUAUUUACAUUAAGUUUCCUGAGUAAUGUGUUUUUCCUUAACACAUAGGGUGUCUCCACUUGGUAUCUUAAGUCUAAUCGCUGGAAGUUUGGCUGAGGUUGAAGAUAUCUUGAAGACAUUCAAAGAUGUUGGUCUGUUCGUUGCAGUUAACUGUGUUGGUUGUUUUAUCCAAGCAUUUAUCGUAUACCCUUCAUUGUACUUUUUCUUUGUGAGAAAGAAUCCAUUUGCUUAUUUGUCUGGUAUAGUUCCUGCCAUAAUCACUGCAUUUGGAACAGCAUCAAGGUACAUGACAGUUUAUAGUUUUAUUAAUAUAGAAAUUCUUAAAAGUACAACAUACUACGGUUUCUUCAUUAUCAAUUCCUUUCUUUAACCUUUAAUUUAAGGAUAUUGCAUGGCACAAGAAUUUAAAUUGAUGCAUAAUUAUAUAGUUAAGGCGGGGGAGCACCUAAAGGGCAAAUUUUCCAGCUCAAAUAUUCACGAAUCCAUUUCUCAGUAAUCUUGAAAAAAAAGGAAACAAUUUCCAGAGCAGCUGGUUCAUGCAAUCUAUGUGCUCUUUUUUACGUCUAGUUUUUCCAUGCAGGUAAAAUGUUUUCCAAAGUAUAUAAACCUUUUAUUUGCUGCAAUUAAACAAUUUUACUAGCAUGCAAUGUAGGCUUUCUUAAAUCAUUUCAGUAAUUCAUAUCCCAUUCUCCCACCUCUUCAAGACCCUCUUAAAACAAGAAAUAGUUAGACGCCUCAGAGUGCAAUAAUCCCGGAUUUUCAACCGUACCGCACUGGUUCCCCAGUAUCAUUGCCACUUAUGUAAGCUGAUACAAACUUAUAUUAUAGGAAUCAAGGUGUACUUAGUCUGAUAAAUUGCAUAAACCAUACUUGUUUUCUGAAUGGCAUUCCUGCAGUAAGUAUUACUAUCCAACAAUGUACAUAUCGUAACAGUAACCAAAUGGUAUCUCCGGUUCAUUGUUGAACUGGUUCUCCGACUAUUUGAGCGAAAGACGUCAGCGAGUAGUGGUCGACGGAGUGUCAUCCUCGUUUCUCAGUGUAACAUCAGGGGUGCCACAUGGCAGCGUACUCGGCCCACUUUUGUUCUUUAUUUACGCAAACGACCUCUCAAAGGCAGUGAAUCAUAGCACAGUGCCCAUGUUUGCUGAUGACAGCAAAUGCUAUCGUCAAAUUACCCGACAACGAGAUAGAGAUCAUCUUCACGAUGACCUAAAUUCCCUCCACCAAUGGUCUAAGAAGUGGAACUUAAAUUACAAUGCGAAAAAGUGUGUUGCCCUCAGAUUCUCACGAAAGAAAACCUCCGUUCCAGACUUAUAAAGUCUUCUUCCACGCAGAGCGAUUUGGGUAUCCUGGUGAGCAAUAAUCUAAAAUGGUCCCUACAUAUCGUCAAUAUCGUUUCUAAAGCCAACAGAAUGCUUUGGUUUCUGCGACGCAAUUGUUUUCACCUCACUGACGUGCUUGCUCGCCGCUUUCUGUAUUUGUCUCUGGUCCGCUCUCACUUAUCGUUCGCUUGCGAAGUCUGGGUUCAUCUCGAAGGAAUUCAACGUCGAGCUACAAAGUUUAUUCUUCAGGACUAUGAAAAACUACAUCUAAUCCCCCUCUCAUGCUGGCAUGAAAUUAAAGACAUAAUAUAUUAUAUUCCUCUAUACAAAUGUAAAUCCAGGAUGUACGAACUUGACAUCAAUCAGUAUAUUACCCAACCUCUUCACCACUCCACUCGUUUCAGUUCUGGUGAUCUUCGUCCAAACCUGUGUAAAACCUCCCUCUUCCGUACUCAUACUUUAACAGAAUUGUAUUUUUAUGGAACAAUUUACCGUCUGAUAUCAAAUAAUCUUCGUCAGUCGCCAUGCUUAAAGUGCUGCUGCAGCGAAUUCUUGGAC